This is a messenger RNA of Dioscorea cayenensis subsp. rotundata (Guinea yam), 2107 nucleotides long. Its product is annotated as signal peptide peptidase-like 2. Gene Ontology annotation, biological process: membrane protein proteolysis. The transcript has 14 exons. Gene Ontology annotation, cellular component: lysosomal membrane; lumenal side of endoplasmic reticulum membrane; cytoplasmic side of endoplasmic reticulum membrane. NCBI's taxonomy places the organism in Eukaryota, Viridiplantae, Streptophyta, Magnoliopsida, Dioscoreales, Dioscoreaceae. Bases 275 to 1825 code for a protein of 516 amino acids. Gene Ontology annotation, molecular function: aspartic endopeptidase activity, intramembrane cleaving. The record is from RefSeq and is a predicted model, not a curated record.
AAUCUCUCUCCUUCGCUCUCGCUCUCGAUCUCCAUCGCUCGACCUCUUCAUUCAUGGCGGCUACGCGUACGAAGAUCCACCAGCCUCUCCAUCUCUCUCUAUAUAUGUCUGUAAGCCAAUCUCUCUCUCUCUUUCCUCGUCAUCUUCUCCUGCCUCCGCAUUCGGGGAAAACAGAGAGGAGGAGAGAAAUCCAAGGGGAAGGUGAAUAGUAAGAAAAGCGGUUUCUCAAGAAGGAAUGCGGAGAGAACACUAGGGACUCGUCAAGGAAUCAGCCAUGGCUCCUCUCUCUCCCCCCGUUUCUCUCUGUUUGUUCAUGCUCUUCUCUUUUUCCCAAUUCGCUGAUGCCGUCGAUGCCUGCAACAACACUGUUCAGAAGGUUAUGAUAAAAAGAUGGGUUAAUGGUGUUGAAAUGGAUUAUUUGGUUGGAUCGAGUGCUAAAUUUGGUGCUACAUUGCCAGUUGAUGAUGCAAAAGUUCAGAAGUUGCGUGCUAUUCUUGCGAAGCCGUCCACCUGUUGUGUUAAGUCAUCUUCAAAGUUGAUGAAUUCAAUUGCUAUUGCAAAGCGUGGAGAUUGUGAAUUUACCUAUAAAGCAAGCAUUGCAGAGUCAGGAGGUGCAGCUGGGUUAAUAGUGAUAAAUGAUUAUGAUGGGCUUCAGGACAUGGUCUGUGCUGAUAAUCAGACUUCCCUCAAUAUUAGGAUACCUGUGAUAAUGAUACCGAAAUCAUCAGGGGAGGACAUUUUGAAUUCCUUGGCUGAUGGGAAAACUGUGGAAGCCUUAAUUUAUGCUCCAGAACGACCUAUUGUUACUCCCUCAAUAAUUGUUCUGUGGUCAAUAGCAGUUGGAACUCUUACGUGCGCUUCUCUGUGGUCUGGCUACACUACUCGUGAGCAAGAACGUUACAACCAAUUGUCUCCUAAGAGUCAAGAAAAAGGACCAAACAUGGAAGAAGAAACUGAGGAUGAAGUUAUAGAAAUUAAUGCAAAGAUGGCCAUCCUUUUUGUUAUAGCCGCAUCAACUUUUCUUGUCCUUCUUUACUUUUUUAUGGCCCCUUGGUUUAAUUGGCUGCUGAUCAUAAUGUUCUGCAUCGGUGGUACUCAGGGCAUGCACGCUUGCCUAGUGACAGCUAUUCAGAGAAUAUGCAAGGGGUUUCAGGGUUUGACAAUAAAUCUCCCUAUUUGUGGGGAGGUUUUAGUUUUAUCAAUUGUCAUCUUACCGAUUUGUAUUGCAUUUGCUGCUACUUGGGCUUUAAAUAGGAAGGCUCCAAUUGCAUGGGUUGGCCAAGAUAUUCUUGGUGUAUGUCUGAUGGCUACAGUUCUACAAAUGGUCCGCUUACCAAAUAUAAAGGUUGCAUCACUUCUUCUUACCUGUGCUUUUUGCUAUGAUAUAUUCUGGGUGUUCAUAUCACCUCUUAUAUUCAAGACAAGUGUCAUGAUUACAGUUGCUCGUGGUGUAAAAAAUGGUGGAGAAUCUAUACCGAUGGUUUUCAAAAUCCCUCGUUAUGGUGACCCUUGGGGUGGAGAUAAUAUCCUUGGCCAUGGAGAUAUUCUCUUUCCUGGCUUGCUUGUUGUAUUUAGUUACAGAUUUGACGUACUAAAAAAGAAAGAUGGUGUAAACGGUUACUUUCCAUGGUUGAUUACUGGCUAUGGAUUUGGGCUAUUCCUCACAUAUUUUGUUCUAUAUAUUAUGGAUGGACAUGGUCAACCUGCUUUGCUUUACCUUGUCCCAUGUACAUUAGGGACUAUUAUCGUACUUGGUUUGGUAAGGAAAGAAUUGGGUGAUCUGUGGAAUUAUGGAAGAGAUAAAUCUGGCAGUUCUGUUGCUUGAGAAAUUUCCAAGUUUGAUGACUGAUCUAUAUCUAUCUGGUCUUGUUAACCGGCUAAAGUGAUUUCUGUUCUAGUGCAGAAAUCAAACCCAGAAGCACAAACACGGAAAUAGACGAUGAAUUUUCGCCUGAAUCACACCGAUUAUGACAAUUACAAGUAUACAUACACAAACGGUAUAGAUUUUCAUUUGCACUUGUAUACUGAGCAUAGUUUUUAACAAUUCAGGCAUAAUUUCCUGCUAUAUUUACUAUUGUUACAACAAUGUUUGUUAUUUUUUUCAUAU